Messenger RNA from Gorilla gorilla gorilla (western lowland gorilla), 6856 nucleotides. It is a transcript of the gene BCL6, whose product is annotated as BCL6 transcription repressor. Gene Ontology annotation, cellular component: nucleus. The record is from RefSeq and is a predicted model, not a curated record. Bases 3658 to 5778 code for a protein of 706 amino acids. Lineage: Eukaryota; Metazoa; Chordata; Mammalia; Primates; Hominidae. Gene Ontology annotation, biological process: regulation of transcription by RNA polymerase II. Gene Ontology annotation, molecular function: DNA-binding transcription factor activity, RNA polymerase II-specific; protein binding. The transcript is spliced from 10 exons.
GAAUUACAUACACUAAAUUAAAUGUUUUCUAGCUUUGCUUUUAGAGGCAAUCACACCCCCAACCCUCGCCCCCACCAGACAGAAAAUAAAGAGGGGCGGGUAGGGACCGGUGUGGAAGCUGCGGCCGCGCGGCGAUUCUCGGACGGGCUGGCCUGCCACCUAGCGGUGGGCUGAGAUCGAGUUCGCGGCCAUGGGCGGUGGGCUCGCCGUUCCACCUCCCGGGCGGCGGUACCCUGACCAGAUGCUAGGACUGACAGAAGGAGGGCACCUUCCAAUGGGGACGGCAUACAACCUCCAAAGUUUUGACAAGAGGGAUGAAAAUCAGAAAGGCCUCGCUGCUUGCCCAUCACUCAGCGAUGAGCAUCUAUUUGCACUAAGAAAAACCACAAAUAACCCGCUUCGAACACACCAUCUUCCUGUCCCUGUGGCCCUUCUUAGGGGAAGUCGGUAGUGGAAGGAUGCCACCUAGGAGCUCAGGGGCUUUGGGACGUACAACUCUGUUUUACAGUUGAGGAAACAGGUCCGACGAGGAGGCUUGUUAGUGGUGAGUUAGUGACUUAACCAGGACCAGAUUUUAACUUCUGAAUUUCAUGUCAGUGACUGAAAGUCAAAGGCGGGUUUAUCUCAGCUCCUUUGAAGUAUUUAUGAGAAAGGAGCGGCUGCCAGAACCAUGAGUUUAACCUCUUAGGCCACCUUUGUUGCCAGUGUUCAUUGGAAACCGCUCCCCAGCAGUCUUGGAGGAUUUUUUUUUUUUUAAAGAAAAUAUGGCCUAAGAUUUUCGGUAAUGACACGAAAGCCUAGAUGGUGCUGAAGGGUGCGGGUCUCGGAGCUCGGGGGUUUGCGUGUUAAGAGGGGGGUUAAGGCCUGGACCAAAGACUUGCAGGGCGAGCCUCGAUUCUGAAAUCGCUCUCUUCCCCUUCCUAACAUCCUCUGCAUAGUAGCCUGGCGAGAAACCGGGUGUGUGUGUGUGAGGGGGUGGGGGUCAUGUGGAUAGGCCAGAAUUUGUGCCACAACAGUUCCUCCGUAAAGUUUUCUUUCUCCGAGCUCGUGACUUAAGAUGGCAAACGCGCGUCCGCAUGCUGGCGGCCCCUAGCGGCAGCAGGCGCGCUCUGCAGGGGGAGACAGCGCCGUCUCCCCCGCCCGGGUCGGCGGGGAUCGAGUUCGGCCUCUCCCACUGCGGGAGCCGUCGGAGGCCGCGUCGGAGAAACGCGCCUCUGUUCGGACUGGAAACGAAUCUGGGAACGAGUGUGAAGCGCGGUCAAGUUUGACUCAUCGCUUUCCAAGGACAGUUAGUGCCUUCCAUCUUCAUUAACGUGAAUAAGGACCUUGGCUGACUUCUUUCCAGAUCGGAUUUUUAAAGGCAUUGUUUGCUUGAGGAGAUCAUGCUUCUCCCCUCCCCCGCCAGCCUUUUUGCAAAGGCUGAGCCCAGUCCAGCCAGGACGGCCGAGGGAUCUCUGCUCCGGGACGCGAUUUGCUGGCAUUGUCUUCGGGCCCUUCUGGAGGGCUGUCUCGCGCUGAGCGUAUGGGGAACGUCCCUUCUGCAACUCCUCUUCAGAUCUUGAUGAUAAAACACAUCCCUCUGUUUUACUGCAUUUCCUAGAAGCUUGCAGGCUUGCAAGAGCACUGUUGGCAGGAAACGUGAUAGAAAUGAAAGUCAGGACACAAUGUCCCCGAACACCUCGGUUAUCCAAAGCGGCUGCCGAGGCCAUCGCGUUAUCAAAUUCGCUUUUAUUUACUGUCGUCUCCUGCACCCUCCCGUUCCCCAGCCAAGAGGGCGAAGAGUGUUUUCCCCCAAGAAUAAAAACAGCUCCGCGAUUUGACCUCACCCCCUGCCGCCGGACCACGGUGGUGUCUGCAGCCGUGCAGCUAGUUGGCUGAAACACUGCUGAGACCGGGAGCCCCACGGCAGGGCCCCUGAUGCGGGGUUCACUACGGCAGUUCCAGCCUUAUUAAAGUUCCUUGUCCUUGUCCCUAAACAGUGCUUUACACUUUCAGAUUUCCCUUUGGAUUUUUCAGCGGGUUAUUGGAGUUAUUAGAUUACCAAUAAUCCAACAGCCUCUCUAGCCUCUCUGGCUGGAGAGGAGGGGGGAAGGGCGGAAGGCAUUCUCCAAAUCGGGAGGCUCUGGCCAAACUAGGUCAAUGGGAAGGAGGGGAGGGGCGAGAAAGGGGUUGACGGUUUCAAACCUUGAUGGAGGGCUCUCUCUAGCGUUAGGCAGCGGUAAAAACACCAUUCGGUUUGAGCUCCCGGAACCACGGGACUCCUAAUUUCCAAUAAAUGCAUUUACUUCAUUUUAACUUCCCAGAUUCUCAUCCCUACCCCAUAUUAAAUCCCAACCGUCUCUUUCACCUUUAUCCCACCGGGCGAACGGGUGAGAAAGCCUCAAUGUAGGAUUUUGAGGCCAAAGGCUCGGUCUUUGCAGACCGACUCUGACCCUUCCGCUUGCCGCAGAAGGGAUGAGCGGCGCAGUGUGACGCCACUGGCUAGUUUUAGGACCAGACUGCGGCCUUUGUGGCUGAGUCUUUCGCUGUCCCCUAGCCCCCGAAAGCGCACCCCGGAGCCUGCUACCGAGACCAAUUAGGACAUGGCACCCGGGGGUUAUAAUUCCCGGGAGGGCCACAGGAAGGCGAGGCAACUUUGGAGAGUGCCAGUGCGCGCGCAGGGGUCGGGGCCCCGGCCUUUGCCGAGUCCAAGCUGUGUCUCUACGGUUUCGGGGAAAUCGGAUUCGGAAAUCCUUACGGCUUGGCAGCUCCUAUUCUAAAGACUUUGGGCGGAAACCAAGUGGAGCUGGGUUCCCGUUCUUGCCAACGUAGGCGGAAGGGGCUUUCUGUUUAGUUUUUCUCCAACCUUGCCUGGGGCGCCUAUGAUGGAGACACUCAGCCCCUAGGGACUCCAUCUUUUGACCUUGAAGUCUCGCUCAAACAUUCCCCUAAAAGAACGGGGGUGAGGGAGAAUGGAAGGCAAAAAGAGGGAAAAAAGCAAAUAAACUUCGGAAUCGGACAACUUAAAGUCUGGAUAUGAGCCUCGGAUUGUAUUCGAACUCCUGGGUUCUAGACCCAGCUCUGCUACUAACUUGUCUGACCUUCCCCAUUUAUAAACUGUUGCGGGUGAGAGGUUGGACUAGGUGAACUCUGAGAGCCCUGCACUCGGCGCGGACGAGGGAUUUAGGGGAAAGUGUGCUGUAUUCCCCGCGAGCCUUCCCCAGCGGCCCCGCCUCCCCGGGUGAAUCCCCGGCGGCCAGCGCAGCGCAGGCAGCGAUCCUGGCGGCUGCCGGGGCCCGGCAGCUUCCUGGAAAGUUACUUCUUGUUGGAGCCGGCGAUAGGCAAAGUGUGUUCUGUGAAAUCCGCAGAGCCGAGAUUGACUACGUUCCGGGAAUGAGAGGGCUGUGUCAUUCCCCUCAUUGCUUGCUGCCUUGACGGCGUAACAGGAAAAAAAAAAAAAAAAAAAAAAAAAAGGCAUGCACACAAUGUUAGCUACCGAGGUGCACGAAAAGUUUUAUUUGAAUGUAACUAAAUUAAGGGCCGCCACGGUCAUACCACAAAGCCUCCGUCGCGCCUUGCGGGGGGCUUCGAGGUGGAUCGCCCAGGGGCGGGCAGUCCCUGGAAGACAGGUUUUGAGCAAAAUUUUGGACUGUGAAGCAAGGCAUUGGUGAAGACAAAAUGGCCUCGCCGGCUGACAGCUGUAUCCAGUUCACCCGCCAUGCCAGUGAUGUUCUUCUCAACCUUAAUCGUCUCCGGAGUCGAGACAUCUUGACUGAUGUUGUCAUUGUUGUGAGCCGUGAGCAGUUUAGAGCCCAUAAAACGGUCCUCAUGGCCUGCAGUGGCCUGUUCUAUAGCAUCUUUACAGACCAGUUGAAAUGCAACCUUAGUGUGAUCAAUCUAGAUCCUGAGAUCAACCCUGAGGGGUUCUGCAUCCUCCUGGACUUUAUGUACACAUCUCGGCUCAAUUUGCGGGAGGGCAACAUCAUGGCUGUGAUGGCCACGGCUAUGUACCUGCAGAUGGAGCAUGUUGUGGACACUUGCCGGAAGUUUAUCAAGGCCAGUGAAGCAGAGAUGGUUCCUGCCAUCAAGCCCCCUCGUGAAGAGUUCCUCAACAGCCGGAUGCUGAUGCCCCAAGACAUCAUGGCCUAUCGGGGUCGUGAGGUGGUGGAGAACAACCUGCCACUGAGGAGCGCCCCUGGGUGUGAGAGCAGAGCCUUUGCCCCCAGCCUGUACAGUGGCCUGUCCACACCGCCAGCCUCUUAUUCCAUGUACAGCCACCUCCCUGUCAGCAGCCUCCUCUUCUCCGAUGAGGAGUUUCGGGAUGUCCGGAUGCCUGUGGCCAACCCCUUCCCCAAGGAGCGGGCACUCCCAUGUGAUAGUGCCAGGCCAGUUCCUGGUGAGUACAGCCGGCCGACUUUGGAGGUGUCCCCCAAUGUGUGCCACAGCAAUAUCUAUUCACCCAAGGAAACAGUCCCAGAAGAGGCACGAAGUGAUAUGCACUACAGUGUGGCUGAGGGCCUCAAGCCUGCUGCCCCCUCAGCCCGAAAUGCCCCCUACUUCCCUUGUGACAAGGCCAGCAAAGAAGAAGAGAGACCCUCCUCGGAAGAUGAGAUUGCCCUGCAUUUCGAGCCCCCCAAUGCACCCCUGAACCGGAAGGGUCUGGUUAGUCCACAGAGCCCCCAGAAAUCUGACUGCCAGCCCAACUCGCCCACAGAGUCCUGCAGCAGUAAGAAUGCCUGCAUCCUCCAGGCUUCUGGCUCCCCUCCAGCCAAGAGCCCCACUGACCCCAAAGCCUGCAACUGGAAGAAAUACAAGUUCAUCGUGCUCAACAGCCUCAACCAGAAUGCCAAACCAGAGGGGCCUGAGCAGGCUGAGCUGGGCCGCCUUUCCCCACGAGCCUACACGGCCCCACCUGCCUGCCAGCCACCCAUGGAGCCUGAGAACCUUGACCUCCAGUCCCCAACCAAGCUCAGUGCCAGCGGGGAGGACUCCACCAUCCCACAAGCCAGCCGGCUCAAUAACAUCGUUAACAGGUCCAUGACGGGCUCUCCCCGCAGCAGCAGCGAGAGUCACUCACCACUCUACAUGCACCCCCCAAAGUGCACGUCCUGCGGCUCUCAGUCCCCACAGCAUGCAGAGAUGUGCCUCCACACCGCUGGCCCCACGUUCCCUGAGGAGAUGGGAGAGACCCAGUCUGAGUACUCAGAUUCUAGCUGUGAGAACGGGGCCUUCUUCUGCAAUGAGUGUGACUGCCGCUUCUCUGAGGAGGCCUCACUCAAGAGGCACACGCUGCAGACCCACAGUGACAAACCCUACAAGUGUGACCGCUGCCAGGCCUCCUUCCGCUACAAGGGCAACCUCGCCAGCCACAAGACCGUCCAUACCGGUGAGAAACCCUAUCGUUGCAACAUCUGUGGGGCCCAGUUCAACCGGCCAGCCAACCUGAAAACCCACACUCGAAUUCACUCUGGAGAGAAGCCCUACAAAUGCGAAACCUGCGGAGCCAGAUUUGUACAGGUGGCCCACCUCCGUGCCCACGUGCUUAUCCACACUGGUGAGAAGCCCUAUCCCUGUGAAAUCUGUGGCACCCGUUUCCGGCACCUUCAGACUCUGAAGAGCCACCUGCGAAUCCACACAGGAGAGAAACCUUACCAUUGUGAGAAGUGUAACCUGCAUUUCCGUCACAAAAGCCAGCUGCGACUUCACUUGCGCCAGAAGCAUGGCGCCAUCACCAACACCAAGGUGCAAUACCGCGUGUCAGCCACUGACCUGCCUCCGGAGCUCCCCAAAGCCUGCUGAAGCAUGGAGUGUUGAUGCUUUCGUCUCCAGCCCCUUCUCAGAAUCUACCCAAAGGAUACUGUAACACUUUACAAUGUUCAUCCCAUGAUGUAGUGCCUCUUUCAUCCACUAGUGCAAAUCAUAGCUGGGGGUGGGGGGUGGUGGGGGUCGGGGCCUGGGGGACUGGGAGCCGCAGCAGCUCCCCCUCCCCCACUGCCAUAAAACAUUAAGAAAAUCAUAUUGCUUCUUCUCCUAUGUGUAAGGUGAACCAUGUCAGCAAAAAGCAAAAUCAUUUUAUAUGUCAAAGCAGGGGAGUAUGCAAAAGUUCUGACUUGACUUUAGUCUGCAAAAUGAGGAAUGUAUAUGUUUUGUGGGAACAGAUGUUUCUUUUGUAUGUAAAUGUGCAUUCUUUUAAAAGACAAGACUUCAGUAUGUUAUCAAAGAGAGGGCUUUAAUUUUUUUAACCAAAGGUGAAGGAAUAUAUGGCAGAGUUGUAAAUAUAUAAAUAUAUAUAUAUAUAAAAUAAAUAUAUAUAAACCUAAAAAAGAUAUAUUAAAAAUAUAAAACUGCGUUAAAGGCUCGAUUUUGUAUCUGCAGGCAGACACGGAUCUGAGAAUCUUUAUUGAGAAAGAGCACUUAAGAGAAUAUUUUAAGUAUUGCAUCUGUAUAAGUAAGAAAAUAUUUUGUCUAAAAUGCCUCAGUGUAUUUGUAUUUUUUUGCAAGUGAAGGUUUACAAUUUACAAAGUGUGUAUUAAAAAAAAACAAAAAGAACAAAAAAAUCUGCAGAAGGAAAAAUGUGUAAUUUUGUUCUAGUUUUCAGUUUGUAUAUACCCGUACAACGUGUCCUCACGGUGCCUUUUUUCACGGAAGUUUUCAAUGAUGGGCGAGCGUGCGCCAUCCCUUUGUGAAGUGUAGGCAGACACAGGGACUUGAAGUUGUUACUAACUAAACUCUCUUUGGGAAUGUUUGUCUCAUCCCAUUCUGCGUCAUGCUUGUGUUAUAACUACUCCGGAGACAGGGUUUGGCUGUGUCUAAACUGCAUUACCGCGUUGUAAAAUAUAGCUGUACAAAUAUAAGAAUAAAAUGUUGAAAAGUCAAA